Molecule: messenger RNA, 2992 nt
Organism: Motacilla alba alba
Lineage: Eukaryota; Metazoa; Chordata; Aves; Passeriformes; Motacillidae
Gene: BTC
Product: betacellulin
Exons: 6
Coding region: 2032-2883 (283 amino acids)
Biological process (GO): positive regulation of cell population proliferation; positive regulation of mitotic nuclear division; epidermal growth factor receptor signaling pathway
Source: RefSeq, a predicted model, not a curated record
CACCGAGGACCCGGCGUGGGGGGCUCCAGUAGCAGCCGGUGGCAGCCGCUUGGGGGGCUCUGUGUCACUGGCACUUGUCCCUCUUGGUUCCCAGGGCCACGCCAGCUCCUGCCUGUGUGUGAUGGUGAUGUCCUAGAGGAGCUGCGGUUGCCCCGUCCCUGGAAGUGUCCAAGGAGAGGCUGGGCAAGUCGCAGAGCAACCUGGGCUGGUGGAAGGUGUCCCUGUCGCAGGGUUGGAACGCAAAGACCCUUAAGGUCCCUUCCAAUCCAAACUGUUGUGUGAUCCCGAGAUUCUGGAUGUCCCUGGGGAUCCCCUUGCCGGCUGCAUGAAGGGAUCUGGUGUGGGGGACAAGCCAGGUACAUGAAUCAAGGGCAGCCAGGCACUCAGGGUCCUGCCUUUUCAUGCCACAAACAGCUCCCAAAAUGCAGCUGCCAGUGCCCGAAGGACCCAGCCAGGGGACAGACACCUGUGGCGCAGCAGCAGGAGGUACAAGGACCAUUCUUUCUCUUUCUCUUUCCUUCUGGGAAGAGCUGUGCUGCGGGUGAAAUAUUUUCAGGCUGAACUCAUCCUCCCCAUGCUUCUGCACGCUCACAAUGGAAAAGGAUUUUCGGAGCCCGGGCUGUGGCCGAGCUAUCUUUACCCGGGGUUGCUCAGCCCUCUGCUCUGUGUAUUGUGUGGCCUUUUCUCAGGAUGGAUCCUGGCUCCGGGCCUAAACCAGCGGGACACAAAAUCCAAGUCAGCUGGCAUUCCUCAGGCAGACGGGCGCUAUCAGCAUCUCCGCUCUCCUUGAAACAUUCCCUCUGCUCGGGAGGAGGGAAAAUAACGCUGCUGCUGCUGCCGUGGGAACAGCGUGAUCGCCUCCCUGCUUCCCUCUCGCAUCCCGGCUGGUGCUGCUGCUGCUGCGUGCCUCCUCCACGGGCAGGAGUUUUUGGGGGGCGGGACGGGGCUGGCGCAGCCGCCGCUCCCCGCCGUGGCCCUGGGUGCGAGCGCCGCGUUUUGGGUGCCAGGGGCCGGGCUGUGGCCAGCCCGGAGCGCCCCGAGGGCCACCAGCCCUGGGCUCCAGCUGCCACCUGCUGGUCUCCUCGGCCUGGUCCUCCCGGCCAGGGAGAGAGCCUUUUUUGGGGAUAACUUCGGCCGGCGCCUUCCCUUUGCUGCUGGGGAAUUGGAAACCAUUGCCUCUGGUGCCAUCUGCCCCGAGGCUCCAGCUCGUUUAAAAUCUCAUUAAAAUGCCUUUCCCCCACCAGUUUCAUCCAGAUAUGAAGGAUGCUGGAGGGAAACUUUUCUUUUGGUGGGCAUGAGGAUUUUUAAAUUUUUUUUUUUUUUUUUUGGCCUGCUCCCUGCCUUUGCCCACCCCACCGGGAUGAAGCCAGCCCCUCUUGUGGGGCCCUGUGCCACAUCCUGGCGCCAGCUGCCAGUUUUGCUGGCCUUGCCCAAACCCCCAGCAGCGUUUUUGCACCAUCCUCGUGGUUUAUGACGCUUUGCCUGCUUUUGGGGGGCCGCCGGCAGGGAGCCGGCGUGGCCGUGAGCCGAGGGGCCGGCGGUACCGGUGUGCCGGCGCUUGCAGCAGGAAUUUUUUGGCUGGCCAGGGCUAAGGGAGCUUGCUCACCCGCUGGCCAGCGGCCAAAUGGCAUGGCUGGGUGGCUGCCAGCGCUCGCAUUAAUAGCUGCCAGCUUGCGGUUUGAGGUCACCCGUUCUUUCCAGUCUUUCAUUUCCACCUCCAUGGGCGCCUGGGGGGCUCCGCGGCCGCUCCCUGCCCGCGCCCCUCUUUGUCGGGAGAGCCCCUGAGCUUCACUGGGAGUCGGGACAGCGCCGGCCCGUGCCGGAGCAUCCCUGCUGAGCGGCCCCGGAGGGCAGCAGGAGACACGCCGGCACCCGGGGGACACCUUCACCCCUGUGGGUCUCCUCUGCUCCUCAGGAUGUCACGCAGGGGACCGGGAAUACCUUCCCAGCACCCCUCGAUGCAAAAAUAACACCGCUUUGGGGAGGCGAGGCUGGCCUGGGACGCACACCCUGUGUCCCUCUGGAGAGGGGAUGCCAGUGACGGCAGCAUGGGGGAUGCCUCUGGCUGCCCAAAUCCCCAGGGAUCUGCGGCCAGGCGUCCGCUGCUGGCAGGACGAGGCCAGGCGCGGCCGCUGCGAGGUGGGACACGCGUGGGUGGGACCCCCGGGAGGGGACAGCAGCACGGCCGAGGGAUGGCUCCGGCGGGCUGCGAGCCGCGCAGCUGGAGGAGGAGGAGGCGCAGCAGCAGCAGGAGGAGGAGGAGGAGGAGGGCGGCGGUGCCCGAGCGGCCGCCCCCGUCCCGCCCCGCCGCAGCUGCCGGGCACCGGGCAGGCGGCGGCGCGCAUGGAGGCGGCGGCGGCCCCGGCCCCGGGCGGCGGCCCCGGUACCCUGCUGCUCUGCCUGGCCCUCGCCUCCGGCUUGGCGUUCUUCAGCUGCGUGGGCGCCGACACCAACGUCACGGCCGGGCACGGCCCCGAGGGGCUCAGCUGCGGCACAGCCAAGGGAUGCACAGGGAACGGCACGCAGCUGCGGCGGCAGAGCCACUUCUCCCGGUGCCCGGAGGAGUACCAGCACUACUGUGUCAAGGGCAGGUGCCGCUUCCUCGUGGCCGAGCAGGCGCCAGCGUGUGUGUGCGAGAGGGGCUACACCGGGGCUCGCUGCGAGAGGGUGGAUCUGUUCUACCUGCGAGGGGACCAGGGCCAGAUCGUCAUCAUCUCCCUGAUCGUCGCCAUCGCCGCCCUCAUCAUCCUCGUCGUCGGCAUCUGCCUCUGCAGCCACCACUGUCGGAGGCAGCGUAGGAAGAGGAAGGCAGAAGAGAUGGAAACGCUAAACAAGGAUGGACCUUCCAGAAGCGAAGAUGUGCGGGAAACGGGCAUCGCGUGAAGGAGCUCCCGGUACCUGCGGGCGGGUCCCGGACGGCACAGCGGCGGCUGGCUCCAUGGGCGAGGGCUAAAGCGUGCAGCGGCUUGAAUAAAGGGGUGACGCAAAGGUG